UCUUUGAUCGACCUUUUCGUUUUCUUGGUUACUUCUUUGCCUGAACUCUAAUUCAAAACACAAUAUCCAUUUCCUUAACUUACAUCUGUGUCUGGUGCUUUAGGGGGAUCUGCAGUGAUACCCAUUGAGGCAAUUUUCAAAGAGCUUCUGUAGCUAGCCAUCUUAACUUUCUUAUUUGCAUGCCUGAAAAUUUCUGGCAUGGUCUCAACAGAACCAAAACUCAUUCAGUAGGAUCCAUUUCUGUAGGACAUUCAACAAAAUUGGAUGCUUUGAAGGUUUCCCCCAGAUCCCUUUAGGGGAAGCAUUCAAAUGGUUCCCUCAUUGGCCUUCUUUUGUUACUGGAAAGCUUCAAAGAUUUCUGCUCUGGCUCCAAAUCAGAACCCUAGUUUAGUGAUCUCCAGCUCUAUUUCUGUAUAAAAUUUCUGUUGAAGUUAAUGCCCUAGGGACCUUUGGUGGUUGCCUUUUCUGGAAAUUUUGGAAGGGACCUCUUGCUGGAAAAGGGGAAAUCUGUGACUAGCUAAUCUUCACAAAUGUUUUCAGCUCAGCAAUCUGAUCAAGCUAUGGGGACAUCUUCAGUGAUGACUCCCUGCUCUUCUGCAAAUGUUACUGAACAAUACCUUGUUGCUGAUUGGAACUCCCUUGUUUCAGUGGAUCAAAAUAUGGAUUUCAGUGGGCCAUCUAGUAUUUCUUCUUACAAUGUCAGGAUGCCACAAAACCAGGAAAUCAAUUGUUCUAUUGCUGAUACCAGGCCUUCUUCCUUCGGCAACCGGAGCUUUCCUGAGCUGGUGAGUUCUUUUGAUCAGUCGGAGAAUUGCAAGAUUGCAAGUUCUACCUGUCCUCCAAAUUUCCCUUUAACUGACCAGCAUAGCUUCGAGAAAAAUCUCAAGGGGAAGAAAAGAAAAGGUAUGACUGAAUGCGGUGCUGUGCAUCCCCAUUCAUCACUGGACAGGAUUCAGGCUGGGGCUGAACAGCAUAAAGACAUCUCUCCUGAGUGUGUCAAAAGCCCAACAGAGAGAGAGGAGAAAAAACAGAAGGGUGAACUGAACCCAGGUGUCACCUCUCAUAAGCAGGCUGCUAAACUUGCCAAGGAAAUUUCUCAAGAUGGUGAUGCCCCUAAAGAAGAUUACAUUCAUGUACGAGCCAAGCGAGGCCAGGCCACCAAUAGUCAUAGCCUUGCAGAAAGAGUGAGGAGGGAAAAGAUCAGUGAAAGGAUGAGGCUUCUUCAAGAUCUUGUUCCUGGAUGCAAUAAGAUUACGGGCAAGGCUGUCAUGCUUGAUGAGAUAAUCAACUAUGUGCAGUCACUGCAACGGCAGGUUGAGUUCCUAUCCAUGAAGCUUGCAGCUGUCAGCCCUGAGCUGAACUUUGAUCUCGAGCAGAUCCUUUCAAAAGAUAUUCUUCAUGCACAAGAUGGUGGUUCGGCAGUUCUUGGAUUUGGUCCCCGAAGGAGCAGCCUUCACCCUCAUUUGUAUGGCCCAUCCCCACAGGGAGUCAUGCAGUCAGAAAUCAUGUGCAGUGCACCCAAUUCAGGAGACAUGGUUAGAGCCGCCCCACCCCAUAUUUGCCCAGUGGCUCAAAUAUCAAGUAUUUGGCAUGAUGAACUGCAAAAUGUUGUUCAGAUGGGCUUCGCUCCUAAUACAGAUGCUAGUGACGCAGAGCACAAUGGUUCCAUGAAGGUGGAGUUAUAAAUCUUAUAAUGGAAACAUCUUUAUCCUUCUCACUGAUAUUGCUGUAUAGCAUUCAGAAAGGAUUUACCCUUGCUUGGAGUCUCUGUCAAAAGAAUCAUGGCCCUCUGUUGCUGAAGAACGCAGUAGUGUACAGUUUCAAAGGCCUAACCAUUUCUUUUCAUUUUUCAGAAGAAUUUAUGAAAUGUUAAUGAUGAUUGUGUAUAGUUUGGGCUCAUAAAGCUGAUUCAAUUGCAGUUAUCAAUUUGACGGGCAUUAUAUUGGUUGUAUGCAAUACUUUUGGGGAAUCGAAAUGGAGUUCAUAGAUUAUGUUAAAAGAUGAGUGAGUGGGACUGGUUUCAUAAGUGGUUUCUUAAACUAUUAGUUGUACUGAGUGAGGGGUGGGUAGCUCUGAGUUGUUUGUGGUGAUACCAGGAGGGUUGGCAGCAUAAGAGCAUUAAAGAAUGAAAUUUCUGCUGU
Molecule: messenger RNA, 2141 nt
Organism: Phoenix dactylifera (date palm)
Lineage: Eukaryota; Viridiplantae; Streptophyta; Magnoliopsida; Arecales; Arecaceae
Product: transcription factor bHLH74-like
Biological process (GO): regulation of DNA-templated transcription
Cellular component (GO): nucleus
Molecular function (GO): DNA-binding transcription factor activity; protein dimerization activity
Source: RefSeq, a predicted model, not a curated record